AUGGGCCCCUGUACCGCCUCCUCAUGCUGCUGCCAGGCUCGUAAUCUGUCAUGGGCCCCUGUACCGCCUCCUCAUGCUGCUGCCAGGCCCGUAAUCUGCCAUGGGCCCCCGUAUCGACUCCUCAUGCUGCUGCCUGGCCCGUAAUCUGUCAUGGGCCCCUGUACCGCCUCCUCAUGCUGCUGCCAGGUCCAGAGUGUGUCAUGGGUCCCUGUACGGCCUCCCAUUGCUGCUGUCUCCAUCGCCACACUCUGCCAUGUGCCACUUUCAGGUCUCCUCACACUGCUGGUGGGUUCCAUUUUGUCAUAGGGUGCUGGCAGAUUACGGGCCUCCCAUUGCUGCUGCCAGGCCCGUAAUCUGCCAUGGGCCCCCGUAUCGACUCCUCAUGCUGC
Molecule: messenger RNA, 389 nt
Organism: Staurois parvus
Lineage: Eukaryota; Metazoa; Chordata; Amphibia; Anura; Ranidae
Source: the annotation of a GenBank genome assembly